AUGAAGACGGCGAUAGUGACAGGUGGCUGCGGCGGGAUCGGGUUCGGGCUGGUGCGGCACCUGCUCUCGCAGCCGGACUGGCGCGUGGUGAUCGCAGACAUCCGCGGCGAGGCGUACACGGCCAUCGCAGACGGGCUGGAUCCGGCGCGGCACCUGUUCGUCGCCACGGACGUCGGGUCGUGGGACUCGCAGGCCGCGCUGUUCAGGCAGGCGUUCGCCUGGACGGGCCCGGGGAGCGGACGCAUCGACUUCUUCGCGGCCAACGCGGGCACGGCCGAGAGGGAGCACAUCGCGCUGGCGAACCCGGACGCGCCCGACUUCGACGCCGACGAGCCCCUCCCGCCGCCCAUGCUGUGCACCCAGGUCAACCAGAUCGGCGUCUUCUACGGGCUCAAGCUGUUCGUCCACUAUGCCCGGCGCACCGCAAAGGCGCUGCUGGCCGGAUCCUCCUCCUCCGCAUCAUCACCACCACCAAACGGCGUCGAGAAGCCCACCAAGACCCUCAACCCGUCAUCGCUGCUGUCACCAUCCGCAGCCGCCGCCGCGGCAGCAGGAUACAACCCCAAGUUCGUCAUCACGUCGUCGUGCGCGGGGCUGUACCCCUUCCCCGUGGCGCCCGAGUACUGCGCGACCAAGCACGCCGUGCUGGCGCUGACCCGGUCGGUCGGGCCGGUGCUGUACGCGACGGAGAACGUCGCCGUGAACUGCAUCAACCCGGCGUACGUGGACACGGGCAUGACCCCGUCCGACGUGACGGCGCAGUGGCCCCCGGAGUGGAUCACGCCCGUGAGCACCAUGGUGCGCGCCUACGCCGAGCUGAUCUCCGAGGCCGGCCGGGUCGAGCAGGACGGCCGGUCCGAGGGCGUCGACGGCGUGGUCAAGACGGGCCAGAGCGUCGAGUGCGUCGUCGACCGGCUGUUUUACCGCAAGCCCGUCGAGUACGCCGACGAGAGCCAGCGGUUCCUCAUCGAGCAGAGCCUCGAUCUCACCGACGGCCUCUGGUGGAAGGGCGCGAGGGAGAGGUUCGCAAAGAGGCAGUCGGCCGCGCCACAGGCUGGGGGCACGUGA
Molecule: messenger RNA, 1068 nt
Organism: Cladophialophora immunda
Lineage: Eukaryota; Fungi; Ascomycota; Eurotiomycetes; Chaetothyriales; Herpotrichiellaceae
Exons: 2
Coding region: 1-1068 (355 amino acids)
Molecular function (GO): oxidoreductase activity
Source: RefSeq, a predicted model, not a curated record